AGUCCAUUUGACCUCAGAUGCCGGACAUUGCAUUUGCGUUGAUUAGCUAAGCUGCUGAAAGUUGUGUAACAACAAAAAUAACAAAAGGACAUCGCUCCCGGGUGGACUCCUUCGUUAACGUUUCACGGGAGACCUAUACUCAUACAUCAGUUAUUCAAAUAGCGACUUUGAAUUGUCCAUCCACAAAAAUGUUUUCUUUGUCGACGUCGUUUCAGCCACAGCAGAUGAUAGUGCCUCUCAGCCAGCUAAUCAACGCCCUCCACUCUCUGAAGAGCACAGCCACAGCUUCAGUCCAAACCCUUCACAAAGACUUCUCUCCAGAUCACAGUUCCUACUUGAAAGAGCCCAGCGUGAGUCUGAGGGACCUGGGUCUGUCGGAUGUCAAGGUGAGUCAGUUGGAUGAACUGGUCAGCAGGUUGCUUCCUACACCAGCGCUAGAAGAACUUCCCGCUGUUCCUUCGAUGUGGAGGACAAGUCACGUUUCUGCAGACAGCUUCUUUCAAAACAAGCAUGGGUUUUCGCACAGAAGAGUCGGGGGUUUUGGCUCACCAAUUUUCCACAGACAGUACCACAGCCCUCUUAAAGAAGUCUGCUCAGAACUACAGUUUAUGCCUGUAUGGGUCCAGCAUCGGGGUUUUAAGACGCUUAGAUCCAGGACCAGACGGGUGGAGUCCGGUUACGAUGGUCCUGUGGAAUCUGAGGCCUACACACCAACCUUCAUGAAGGGGUUGCUCAUGAGGGAAAAGGCACCGGAGGCACAUUCUCUGGAUCAAGUGGUCAAACAAAGGAAUCUUCCAGAAAACCAGCAGGAGGCUUUCAAGACGGGUUUCACCGAGGGAUUUAUGAGAUCUCAGGCCUUCACUCAGAGAACACAAGACUCGCUGAGGAGAACCAGGUUGAUCCUGCUGGUCCUCCUACUCAUUGGUAUCUAUGGCCUGUCGAGAACCCCGUUUCUCUCGGGUAAAGGCUCCUUUUCUGACGCUGUGAGGUUCCGCACCACAUCUGGCCUCGACUCAGCAGUCGACCCCGUCCAGAUGAAGAAUGUGACAUUCGAGCAUGUCAAAGGAGUGGAGGAGGCAAAGAAUGAGCUGCAAGAGGUCGUUGAGUUCCUCAAAAACCCACAGAAGUUUACCGUCUUGGGUGGCAAACUGCCUAAAGGUAUCCUCCUCGUUGGUCCCCCAGGAACAGGAAAGACGCUGUUAGCUCGCGCCGUGGCCGGAGAAGCCGACGUUCCUUUCUACUACGCCUCCGGCUCAGAGUUUGAUGAGAUGUUUGUGGGAGUCGGCGCGAGCCGAAUCAGGAACCUUUUCAAAGAGGCAAAAGCCAACGCUCCCUGUGUCAUCUUUAUCGAUGAGCUGGACAGCGUGGGUGGAAAAAGGAUUGAGUCUCCGAUGCAUCCUUACUCCAGGCAAACCAUCAACCAGCUGUUGGCUGAAAUGGACGGAUUUAAACCCAAUGAAGGUGUCAUCGUUAUUGGUGCUACAAACUUUGCUGAAGCUUUGGACAAUGCUUUGAUCAGGCCUGGGAGGUUCGACAUGCAGGUGACUGUCCCUCGUCCAGAUGUGAAAGGACGCACAGAAAUUCUCAACUGGUACCUCUCCAAGAUCAAAGUAGACACUGCAGUUGAUGCAGAGAUUAUUGCCCGGGGCACAGUGGGCUUCUCGGGGGCAGAGCUCGAGAAUCUGGUCAACCAGGCGGCCCUGAAGGCAGCAGUGGACGAGAAAGAGAUGGUCACAAUGAAGGACCUGGAGUUUGCUAAGGACAAGAUCCUCAUGGGACCCGAAAGGCGAAGUGUUGAAAUAGACAAGAAGAAUAAGACCAUCACUGCGUACCACGAGUCCGGCCAUGCCAUCGUUGCCUAUUACACCAAAGAUGCAAUGCCUAUUAAUAAAGCUACAAUCAUGCCUAGGGGACCAACUCUUGGCCAUGUGUCCAUGCUCCCAGAGAAUGACCGCUGGAGUGAGACCCGAGCCCAGCUACUGGCUCAGAUGGAUGUCAGCAUGGGCGGCCGUGUAGCUGAGGAGCUCAUCUUCGGAGAUGACUCCGUCACCACAGGAGCCUCCAGCGACUUUGAUGGUGCAACCAAAAUAGCAAAAAUGAUGGUGACCAGGUUCGGCAUGAGUGACAAGCUCGGUGUAAUGACCUAUGGAGACGUGACCAAGCAGAGCCCCGAGACGCAAGCCGCCAUCGAGCAGGAAGUCAGGGUUUUACUGAAGGACUCAUACGAACGCGCUAAGAACAUUCUGAAGACUUACAGUAAGGAGCACAAGAAGCUAGCCGAUGCCCUGCUGACGUACGAAACUCUGGACGCCAAAGAGAUCCAGAUGGUGCUGGAGGGCAAAUCACUGGACCACUAGAUACCUCAGUAGACUUUGAGACUGUGUAUAUACGAAGCUGUGCAAUCCAGCACAGGCCUUUUGGAGGCCUUCUAUUUGGUUUGUUUGUGUCAGUGAGAAGAUGACACUGAAAUGAUUGUUUCACCCAUUAUAUUAAUUUUUAUCUCAUCGGUUUUCAUUUCACAGAGAGACCUAAAGGGUUUCGUGGCCAUUUUAAAGAACUUCACGUUAAUUGGAUGAAAAUAACUUCUCCACGUUUGGGCUUUCAUUAAGGAUUUGUUGUCCUCUUUGUAGUAGUUUUAAACACCUGAGUUUUCUCUACAUCAUGAAUCUCACAUUUACCAUAUGUUUUCUGUUGUGUUUCUUAUUUAUUUAAGUGCCCAAAGAGUUCUCUUUCUCAAGGUAUUGAUAGGUCCUCGUGUCCUGAUCAAAGAUCAUCUGUAACCGAUAUCUGGUAUGAGCUGUGUAUAUACUGUAAGCAUAUUAAAGGAUUUGGUGCUUCUGUUUGUUCCUUUAGACUAAAGCCUCAAUAAAGAUUACUCUUAUACAUGAA
Molecule: messenger RNA, 2889 nt
Organism: Mugil cephalus (flathead mullet)
Lineage: Eukaryota; Metazoa; Chordata; Actinopteri; Mugiliformes; Mugilidae
Product: ATP-dependent zinc metalloprotease YME1L1-like
Exons: 18
Coding region: 189-2357 (722 amino acids)
Biological process (GO): mitochondrion organization; protein quality control for misfolded or incompletely synthesized proteins
Cellular component (GO): mitochondrial inner membrane
Molecular function (GO): metalloendopeptidase activity; ATP hydrolysis activity; ATP binding
Source: RefSeq, a predicted model, not a curated record